Messenger RNA from Chiroxiphia lanceolata (lance-tailed manakin), 1517 nucleotides. It is a transcript of the gene ASZ1, whose product is annotated as ankyrin repeat, SAM and basic leucine zipper domain containing 1. Gene Ontology annotation, biological process: piRNA processing. Gene Ontology annotation, cellular component: pi-body. NCBI's taxonomy places the organism in Eukaryota, Metazoa, Chordata, Aves, Passeriformes, Pipridae. Gene Ontology annotation, molecular function: protein binding. The record is from RefSeq and is a predicted model, not a curated record.
CGGCGGCGCCGAGGCGAGGUUGGGCGGCGGCGCUAUGGCCGCGCUGCUCUGCGGGUCCCGCGUCGUGGCGGGCGGCGACGAGGACAGCGACAGCGACGAUGGCGGCUGGGACAUUGGCAUCGUGCGGCAGGAGCCGCAGCAGUUGGAUCAAAUGUUGCAGGCAGAUAAGAAUGAGGCAUUAAAGAAGGCUCUGUUUCGUGGUGAUGUGUCUUUAAUUGAAGAACUCUUAAACUCAGGCAUCAGCAUAGAAACUAGCUUUCAGUUUGGAUGGACUCCCCUGAUGUGUGCUGCCAGUGUGGCCAACUUCGCAGUAGUGCGUCUUCUUCUGGACAGAGGAGCCAACGCAUGUUUUGAAAUAGAUAAAUACACUGUGCUGAUGGCAGCAUGUACUGCACAAGCUUCAGAGGAGAACAUCUUGAAGACUGUAGAACUGCUUCUAUCAAGGAAUGCUGACCCUAACCUUACUUGCAGGAAAAAAAUGACUGCACUGAUGUAUGCAGCUAGAAAAGGCUAUGCUCGCGUUGUUGCUCUGCUUGUUGCUUGUGGAUCACACAUAAACGCCCAAGAUGAAAAUGGAUAUUCGGCAUUAAUAUGGGCAGCGCAGCAUGGACACAGAAGUGUAAUUUUGAAGUUGCUUGAGCUAGGAGCUGACAAAAAUCUACAGACUAAGGAUGAAAAAACAGCAGCAGAGCUAGCAAAAAUCAAUAAACAUACAGAGAUUUUUAGUUUGCUCUCUUUGGCUGCAAAUCACUUGCAAGGGAGAUACCAUAAAACAGUUGACCAAGAGGCUAUCUGCAAAUUUCUGACAGCUGUCCCUGACAACAGAGUUGGUUCCUAUUCACUCUUUGAUGACAUGGAAGUGUUUUUACGUGGUCUUGGUCUAGAACACAUUAGAGGACUACUGAAGGAGCAAGAUAUAGCUUUAAGAGAACUUCUGAUCAUGCAAAAAGAUGACUUAAUACAGAUUGGCAUUACAAAUCCCGGAGAUCAAGAGAAACUCCUAGGUGCUAUUAACGAGCUGCAAGUGGAUGAAAAAAGAAUUGAAGACUUCUCUGAAAUUUUGAAGUUGGAAUUGAGUGAAGAUGAAUUCUACAAGUUUCUUCAGAAGCUGAAUAAAGAGUGUAGUAAGCUGAUCAUUCCUGUGCAGACCAUGAAUAAGCAUUUUCAAAAUUCGCACAAGAUGGUACUGCAGUGGGCACCGACUGCUUACAUUGAACUCUGCAAAGAUUGGUUUGCAGUGUUAAGAAUCUGGGGAGAAGAAGUUGCCAAACUGAAGGACCUGGUAGUGAAGCAUGAACAGAAGAAUGAACCCAACCAAGUGAAACUUCCAAAAAAGCCCACCUUGGAAAAAAGAUUAGUAAAGAUGGGAGGAAUAACAUUGCUUGGAUUUGGAUUUUUCUUCUUGAUAACUAAAUUAGUGGUAAAGAAAACCUGAAUUUAAGUUUAGUGCUGUUUCUCAUCAUAUCUGUAGUAGUAUCAAGUAUGUACUCUCGAUCUAGAAAUAAAGUUAUUAAAAA